Salvelinus sp. IW2-2015 is the source of this 2545-nucleotide messenger RNA. The record is from RefSeq and is a predicted model, not a curated record. NCBI's taxonomy places the organism in Eukaryota, Metazoa, Chordata, Actinopteri, Salmoniformes, Salmonidae.
AUGUCGUCCCCACAGGGGAAGGAGUACGGGCACGAUGUGGACUUCCUGUUGACCGUGCCUGAGAUGGGAAAAGAGGAGGGGCUACUGCUUCGUGUGAUCGACAGACUUAGAGACCAGGGUAUUCUGCUAUACUGUGAGCACCAGGGCUCCACCUUUGACAUGAGCAAGCUGCCUAGUCGCAGGUUCGAGGCCAUGGACCACUUCGAGAAGUGCUUCCUGAUCCUGAGACUGGAGGAGGGACAGAUGGAGGGGGAUGGAGGGCUGCAGAAGGACCCAGGGGAGAGCAGGGGCUGGAGGGCCGUACGGGUGGACCUGGUGGCCCCACCUGUUGACCGCUAUGCCUUUGCCCUCCUGGGCUGGACCGGCUCCAGGCAGUUUGAGAGAGAUCUGAGGAGGUUUGCCAGGAAGGAGAGGGGGAUGUGUCUUGACAACCACGCCCUGUAUGACAAAACCAAGAAACUAUUCCUACCGGCAACUUCAGAGGAGGAUAUCUUUGCCCAUCUGGGUUUGGAGUAUGUGGAGCCCUGGCAGAGAAACGCAUAAGCAUGUUUCCCUCACAGACACCCAUACAAUGCCACCUUGGCUACAUACAGUACAUCACUCCCAUCUGUCUACCCGCUCGACUGCACACUACUGCAAUCUCAUUUCAAAGAGCCUAAUCUGGGUUGAUUUCUAUACUUGUGUUCUGUUGUUGGACUAGAUGCUGAUGUAUGAUUCAUCAUUUUAGUKUUUUCAUCAUGCCUGGCUGCUUUCUGUUAGCCUCUUAGCGAGUAAACAUUCUGCUCUGUCAUUCACAACCCACUUUUCUCCGAGCAUUCUUAUCUAUGUGACUGAUACAAAGCUAAAUCAACAAAUGAAUUGCCUGUGGUGGCUGCGAGGUAAAAAGGGAGAGAGGAGAGGGGUAUAAGCGUGGGCGAGAGAGAGAAAGCCUCAUCGAGAAAAAUGGUUGUAAUCAACCUCCUCCUGGCAGGAGAGCGCUCAGAAUGAACCGGAGCCAAGCCUCCUGGGAAUGGAGAGGUGGGUAAUGAGCUGCAGAUAGGGGAGCAUUCAGCAUCCCCSUUUAGCCUCCGUUUGAGCCUCCACAUCCACUGGAGAUCAUUUAGCAACCGCUCGCAACAGCUACAGCCUUCUCCGCUCAGUCCACUGUCACAAUCAAUCCCUUUCCCGGGCCACAGGACUGAAUUGUGCUGAUUAAGGCCAAUCAACUGAACUGGACAAGCUGCGAUGGCCAGGGUUCAUAUGACAAGUCAGUUCACAUUGUAAAUGCAAUGUUGGUUAUUAAGAUAGAUGUUGACAUUUGCAAACAUUUAUCCCAAUAUACAGUAACUUAGUAAGCGUAGCCGUUUUAAUGGCCUCUUGUUGCAUGGUAUUAUUCUUCCUACGGUAGCUUUGCUGGGACAUACAGAUUCAUCUGCUUGAGAUAUACUGUAAUGGCCUGCUGUCCACAAUCUAGCUCAGUUUCCCAUGAUGCUCAGGUAAAGCACAUCCCAUGAUACCUCCGAAAGUGCAGAUAUACUGUACGUCACUGGGGCUAUCGCAUCCUAGUGGAGAACCCUAUUUAAAGAUCUUUAAGUAGAGCAUCCCAGGCACAUUGAGGAGUCGACCCUAGGGCCUAGCUCUCACUCCCUUUACCCUCUCGCCCCUAUCCAGGCUGUUCGGUCAAACAGAGAGCCACACUAAAUGCAUUGGAUCUGAGAUUGAGCUCACACUUUCAACAUCACUGUGAAGAACUAUCUGCUUUUCUAUGGGGGACUGGGUCAUUGGGAUGUGUAACAAUGAAAACAAUGAACCUUUCACUGUCCAGUUGAGGAAGCAUAACUAAUACUGCAUGGACAAAUACUUUUAAGCUGUGACGACUUCAGUAAUUACUAUGGGAUUAGUCCUAAAAGUUUCACAAUCUUGCAAUUUUCUAGGAUUUAAUUAAAUCCCAUUCUUUCUGAUCUGAAAUGGUCCUGUCUGCCUUAACAAUUAAAGAGGAGUGCUCCCACAUAGCACACACAUUUAAGAGUGUGUAUUCUGUGAUACAAGGUGAUAAAUUGACUAAAAGUACACAAGUGUGACAGACACCGCUGUAUAUGGAAGUGUAUAAUGGACCAUUUCAUUCAUACAUUGUUGUGUUUGUUUGCUCCGCCUUGCAAUAAAUCAACAGACCAAUCAACAGCCUCUCAAUUCUACCACCAGUGAAAUAAACAGUUCACUGUUAAUUAUACUAUGUCCAGAACCGCAAUAAACAAAAUUACAAGGGAGCAUCAACCAAUUAUCCAAUCCUGAAAAUGCAUGUUGUCCAGGGCCCAGUUCUUCAAAAGUAAUCUGAUCAGAUUUUGGCAAUCGCUUAGAAUGAAAUCCAUAGAAAUAGAAUGAAUGGAACAGGCGUCCCCAUUGGUUGACUUCACCAAAGUAAGGUUGUGGUCAGUAAACAGUGGUACAGUGCAGUAUCAACUCUUCAAUAAGAUGAUUCAGUAAAUCUGGAUUAAAAUAAUUACAAUCGAAUAGCAACCAGGUGGUCUUUGCACGUGAAUGCAGCAACACAACAUACUACCAUUCU